AUGCAGUCCAAGCUCCUCACCACAUCCGCCUUCGUGGCCGGCGCCUCUGCCGCCAACUACCUUGGCUUCAACUCCGGCUCCACCCACGGCUCCGGUGCCGCCAAGGUCCAGAGCGACUUCGAGUCUGAGAUGAAGACCGCCCAGAACCUCGUCGGCGCCCCCGGUGACUUCAACGCCGUCCGUCUCUACACCAACAUCCAGGGCGCUUCCACUGCCGACCCCAUCGAGGCCUUCCCGGCCGCCAUUGCCACCAACACCUCCCUCCUGCUCGGUAUCUGGACCUCCGGCACCGACAGCAUCGAUAACGAGAUCAACGCCCUGAAGGCUGGCCUGUCCGCCCACGGCGACGACCUCGCCAACCUCAUCGUCGGUGUCUCCAUUGGCUCUGAGGAUCUCUACCGUGCUAGCGCCACUGGCGUCAAGAACGAUGCAGGCAUUGGCGCCAACCCCGAUGUCAUCGUCAAGUUCAUCAAGGAGUUCAAGAGCGAGUUCUCCAAGUACAACUUCAAGAUCGGUCACGUCGACACCUGGGACGCCUGGACCAACGGCUCCAACUCUGCCGUCAUCGACGCUGUCGACUGGCUCGGAGUUGACGAGUACCCCUACUACCAGAAUGGUGAUGACAACACCAUCGACAACGCCGCCUCCCUCUUCGAGAAGGCAUACGAUGCCGUUGUGGGAGUCUCCGGAGGCAAGGACGUCUGGGUUACCGAGACUGGCUGGCCUUACGAGGGUCCCGACUGGGACCAGGCUGUUCCCAGCGUCGAGAACGCCAAGCAGUUCUGGGACGAGGUCGGCUGUGCGAAGCUGUUCGGCAAGGUCCCCACCUUCUGGUACAACCUGGUCGACGACUCCCAGACCAACGAGAUGUCCUUUGCCAUCACCAAGGAUCUGAACACCACCCCUCUCUUCAACCUCACCUGCCCUGCCGUUUCCAAGUCCAGCUCCAGCUCCUCCGCGGCCUCUGCCACUGCCACCGGCACGUCCAGCUCUAACGGAACCUCGUCUGCCACCGGCACCAGCGCGACAUCCACCGGAUCUUCAUCUGGCUCUGGCUCCGGCUCUGGAUCUUCCUCUAGCUCGGACUCCGCCGACUCGUCCUCGUCUUCCAGCGUCGCGGCCAGCGGUGCCUCGGCUGCCAAGCUGGGCUCAUCUGCCUUCGCCGCCGUCGCUUUCAUUGCCGCCGCCUUUGCCCUCCUCUAA
Molecule: messenger RNA, 1203 nt
Organism: Diaporthe amygdali
Lineage: Eukaryota; Fungi; Ascomycota; Sordariomycetes; Diaporthales; Diaporthaceae
Product: glucanbeta-glucosidase
Exons: 1
Coding region: 1-1203 (400 amino acids)
Biological process (GO): carbohydrate metabolic process; cell wall organization
Cellular component (GO): fungal-type cell wall; extracellular region; cell surface
Molecular function (GO): glucan endo-1,3-beta-D-glucosidase activity; 1,3-beta-glucanosyltransferase activity
Source: RefSeq, a predicted model, not a curated record